CCUAUCCGGUGUCGGCGCUGUUGCUAACACAUGCUAACUCAACCCCCUAGCAAACUGAGUUGUAGCUUGAUAUGAGCACGUAGUCUGCGUGCUCGCUUGCUUCAUAUGAUGCCGAUGCCAAUUUGAGUGCUCACGUUAGCUAGUUUAGUUGCUAAUUAUGUUGAGGACGUGAAAGGGGAAAGAGAGGCUUGCUACUACCACUACCACUACCUCCGCCACUACCAGCAGCAGCUACGGGUAGUUCUGACCACAGCUGCCUCCUGCUGCUAGCUGAAGUUCCUCAUCCGUCAGUGGAUGAGGUAGUUUUAGCUAGCUACAACGCACCAAGGCGGUGGGUACAUGUCUACCUCUGAACCACGAGACGAGCUACGAAAGGGAAAUCUUGCAGUUCAUGUUUCGCCAAGAAGUCAGUGUUACGUCUUUUAUCCCAUCUUGUUCGUAUCUUUUCCAACACGAGAAGAGGAACAUGUCCAGAUAUAACAUAUACAGCCUGUUAGACUGGAUCUACGGCGGGGUGGACCCGAAGUUUGAGGGCAACGGGGGCCCCGAGUGUGCCGCCUUCAUCGCGCCCCAGCAGCGCGUCAGUGAAAGUCUGGUCAUCGUCCUCAUCUCCCUAGUGGAGAUCGGCGUGGCACUGAAGAAAAUAAACCUGUCCAAAGAGCUCAAAGUGCUGGGAAGAGACUGCAUAAAGGCGAAGGAGGAUAGUCUGGGCAAGAACCUGUUGCUGGUUGCCCUCUGCAUGACUUUUGGAGUGGAGGUUGGGUUCAAAUUCGCGACCAAGACUGUGAUAUAUCUGCUGAAUCCAUGCCAUGUCGUGACCAUGGUCCAGAUCUUCCUGUUGGCCUGCCCGCCAUGUAAAACAGCGAUGGUUGUAUUUAGGCUGCAGGUCCACAUGUUGAAUGGUGCGUUACUGGCUUUAAUGUUUCCUGUAGUCAACACCAGACUGCUACCGUUCGAGAAGGAGAUCUACUACAUCCAGCACUCCAUGCUGUACCUGGUGCCUAUAUACCUUUUCAGGAAAGGAGGUGUAUACAAGCCUGAACCCCUCGGGGACAUGUGGUGGGCUCUUCUCUCCACCGGCAUCCUGUUCCUCUAUCACUUCCUGUUCUUGCAGGUCCUUGGCCUGGUGACUGAGGUCAACCUGAACAACAUGCUGUGCCCGGCUGUGUCCGAUCCCUUCUACGGGCCCUGGUACCGGGUUUGGGCGACAGGUCACCAGACCCUGCUGACCCUCAUUCACGGGAAAGUCCUCACACUCCUCUCGCAACACACCGGCUCCGUCUGCCGAUACCUGCUGGACGCACUCCGACUGCGCAGCAAGAAAGUUGACUGAAUGUCCGCGAAAAUGCACACAGACCUAGCCUUUCACUCUAAAUGCCUGCUCUUAUCAUGCAGAUUUUUUUUUUUAAAGCAACAUUUUAAUGCAUCUUUUUAGACUUACCAUCUGUUUUACUGAAACAAGUGAGCAUUUCAGGGCCAGUGAAUCAAUGUGUCAUUCUUUUAGUGUUGUAGUUGGCUUGCAUGCACAGACGUUAUAGGCAAUUUAAGGCUGGUAGUUAGCAUUGUGAAGUUGGCCAGAUCUAGCCUUUGCUUUUCUUUCUUUUUUUUUUUUUUUGGAAUACAAUUUCCAGAAACAUGUAAGUGAAUUUGUGGGUGAUUUCUCAAGCUGCCUUUUCGUAACUGUUUUAAGGACAGAAAAACAGGAGUCAUCAAAAUGUCACUACUGAUCUGCAGUUGUUACACUUUCAGUUUUUUUAUGUGGUAGUUACGCUAGAUCUAUGUUAGUUUGUAAAGCUGCCAUUUUAUUUGUCUCAAACAGAUUGUGAAUGUGAGCUGUUGUAGAAGUUAUUGCUUGUAUAGUUGGAGGAUUUUGGUUUAACAUAUUUGAUGAUCACCUCUAAGUGUUGUCAUGACUGAUGAAAGAAAUUUAUUUAUGGCGUCCCUCUGUUCUCACUUCAUUACACACACACACACACAGAAGUUACGAAAGCGUCAUUGUAAGUGGCCUCUUUGGCGUUUCUGUCUCCAGCCCUUUCCCGAUCAUUCCAGUUGUGAUAAUCAGGGGACGUGAGGAUGUUAUUACAUGCUGAGAUUCAAAGUGAUGAAUGAGGAUUUAUGGAUCUACACUGGGAUGUUAUUAUUACCUCUGCCAAGGAGGUUAUGAUGUUUUUGUUUUUGUUUUUGUUUUGUCUAUGUUAUUUUAUGGUGAUAUUGGACCACAUUCAGUGAGGUAUAACCUUAGUGAGUCUCUAGGAUGAAUGUGUUGUUUGCCAAGAUAGAACAGAUCUUGACAAAAUAUGUAUCUGGGCUGGAUUCGUGCAUAAUGACACUUGAAUACAAUUUGUCGCUUGAUCGUCAAGUUAAUCUCACAAGGCUUCCUGAAUUCACUCCACCACUAUGACUGCAAGGAGUCACGACCUCAGUUCCAUAUUUUUGAAAAAGUGCAUCAUGACCUGCAUGAAGUCACUUUGAGUCAUUUGUUGACUAUCCAUGCGAAAGAAAGUAUUAACUAAAUUUAAUCAUUGGAAUAUGUUGGUCUGGGUAUAGAACAUUUCAAGUAUGAGGGAUAUGUUUAUUCCUGUAGCAUAUACUGUAAACUUCACUGUAAAGAAGGGAUAAGACAAACUUUUGUAUUUCUCGGUUUGAGUGUAUGUGCUGUAUUGACAAUAAAAGUGAUGUUG
This is a messenger RNA of Toxotes jaculatrix (banded archerfish), 2681 nucleotides long. RefSeq names its product transmembrane protein 164. Bases 392 to 1333 code for a protein of 313 amino acids. The record is from RefSeq and is a predicted model, not a curated record. Lineage: Eukaryota; Metazoa; Chordata; Actinopteri; Toxotidae. The transcript is spliced from 6 exons.